This is a messenger RNA of Eremothecium gossypii ATCC 10895, 2397 nucleotides long. RefSeq names its product Vps53p (gene VPS53). The coding region runs from base 1 to 2397 and encodes 798 amino acids. NCBI's taxonomy places the organism in Eukaryota, Fungi, Ascomycota, Saccharomycetes, Saccharomycetales, Saccharomycetaceae. Gene Ontology annotation, biological process: retrograde transport, endosome to Golgi. Gene Ontology annotation, cellular component: GARP complex. The transcript has a single exon. The record is from RefSeq and is marked provisional.
AUGAGUUGCGAUAAGCCUGACUAUGAUCCUUUGGAGGACCUUGUAACGAUAUUAUCUGGAAUUGAUUCGCUCGACCACCUGGACAAGCUGUUAGUGGCCACGAGAGAGCAUAAGCUACGAUUGCAUGAAGAGGUUAAGGCUGAAAGGGAAUUAGCAGACUCGCCGCUGGGAAGCGCAGACGAUGAACUGGAUCAGCUGAUUCACAAGGUUGAGAGAACGCAGCAAUUAUCGAAAAGUACGGAAUCGACCAUCUCGGAUUUAACGAAAGACAUUGCGUACCUGGAUACAGUGAAGAAGAAUUUGACGCACUCUAUGGCGUGGUUCCAGAACCUCAAUGACCUGAGCGAGUCCUACUGCCAGUGCAAGCACUAUCUCGAGCAGCAGUCCUUCAAGGAAAUGAGCGCACCCUAUGCGGUGAUGACCUCUCUUAGUGAUAUGUUCCAAGGAUACAAGUCCGUGACAGAGAUCAAUCGCCUGCUUGAGCUGAUACGUGCUUUGGAAGAUGACACCAUUCACUCUAUCAAACAGCUUUAUCGAAAGCUCUUUGAGAGCAAGGAGACCCUCAAUGUCACCGAGGCGACUUUCAAGGAAGGUGCAUGUGUGUUGCUGGAAUCCAACCCCACUGAUAAGUUUGAAGUCAUCAAUUGGUCUUUAGAUAAGAUCCUGGGGGAAAUUAGAGAGAUAUUUCAGGUUGACGAUGAGGCAGGGUCACUUGAGAAUAUAUCACGACGUUACCUUUUCUUUAAAAGGGUGCUGAACAAUUUCCAGGCAAACUUUGCAUCGUACUUCCCAGCUAGCUGGGAAAUGCCUCUGAGACUCACCUCGAUGUUCUUUAUUUUUACUAAGCAUGACAUCCAAAUACUGCUCGACAGAGAGAUGAAGAAGACGCCUUCCUUGGAAUUGUUCAUGGAAGCCCUGCAAGCGACUGUCGACUUUGAAAAAUAUAUUGGAAUAAAGUUCUCUAAUAAACUCUCCAACAUAACCCACGAAAAGAUCUCAACCUGUUUCGAACCUCAUCUGUCGCUCUGGCUCUCCCAUCAUGACCAGGUUAUGAACAGCAAAAUGCUGGCCUAUAUGAGCGAGACAAAACUCCCGAACUCGUCAGACUCGCAUGUAGUGCCAUCCAGCGCGGCAUUGUUUCGAACAUACCGUCAAAUACUGAGCCAAACCUUAGAGCUCACGGAUGGAGAAGGAAGGUCGGCAGUCCUCUCUGACCUUGCUGGGUUCUUUUCCAAAUGGUUAAUUGAGUACUCGAACAAGAUACUACAGCCUCUCUUACUUCCUGAGAACGCUAGAAUGGAAGAAAAGGAUGAGGUUAUACAGUACACAAUACUCAUGAUCAAUACCGCCGAUUACUGCUCUAUUACUGCAGGACAGCUUGAGGAAAAAUUACAAGAAUAUGUGGAUUCGGGUGACACUAUCUCAAAACAAUUCGAUAAGGCCAAGUCGAGAUUCGGUUUGUUAGUGUCGCAAGGUUUACAGUUCCUGUUGACGCACAUUUUGUCGCCUGAACUGCACUUUGCAUGGAGGGAGUUUUCGAACUCCGACUGGAGACAUCCGCUUGGUGAGGGUUAUAGCAGGUACAUUGUCACGUUAGAACAUAUUCUAACACCGGAUGAUGUGCAGGGUGAUUCCCUCGUGCACAAGCUAUUAUCGCAGUUCAAUAGAGAUGUUUUUGUUUGGAAUAUGCUGGAUAGAAUAACCGAACUCGUAACAACGGAGUUUCUACGUUGCAUUACAAAACUGCUGGUUCCAAAGGAACCCUUUGGUAACAUGAAAAGCAGGAGACAGUUCACUGUCGCACAGGUCAUAGGCAUUGGUAAGCAACUUCUGCUUGACUGUCAGUCACUGGAACGUAUUUUGAAAAAGCUUCCUGAAGGUCUGCCAGACGGGAAAGCCACUCAAAACAAUAGAAUCAAUCGGCAUAUCGACACCAACAUUGCCCAAUUAUCCGCCCUGUGUAAAGUGCUGGCCGUGCCAUUGGACUCGCCAGCCUCGUACCACGAUGAGUACUUCGGCAUCAUUAACAAUAAAAACCACGCGGUGUGGGCAUUGGUGUUCGCACUCAAGGGAAUGCAAUGGGAGAUCAGCGAGUGGAAGACAUACUGGGAAGAGUUCAAGACGCGCGAGACGAGUGCCACAGAAAGUAGCAUUGAUCUCUUCAUCUUCUACCGCGACGAAAGCACGGUCCGCCACUUUGUUGCGGCAAUGCUGAAGGUCGUGGACCCGGGCUGGAAGGCGUUCGCCUCGGAGGAACUGCGCCUUGUCUCCUCGCGCUCCAGCAGCAGGCCCUCGACGCCGCCCCCAUCCAAUAUCGGCCCAGCCCGUAACAAAAGUAUAAACGAGAAUCUCAAGAACCUCGUCUCGAACACAAGGUUCUUCAACAGAGGUGGGUAA